UACCAGCAGAGCUUCCGUAGUCCGGAAGUGGUCACAGUCUGUUAGCCCUCAGCUAGCACACACACACACAGCACAAGGACAGAGGAUUCUCAGUGUUAAUUAAUCUACUUUUUCUCUCUGACUUUAUUUUUAAACCCUCUCAGAGUUGUUUGUUCUCCUGGAAUCUGAAGAUGCCUCCUAAAGCUCUGAAUCCUCUGGCCAUGAAGCUGAUGAAGGGAGUGAUCGCUCUGGAGCUGGUGGGCGUCUUUGGGGCGUACGGUCUGUUUCAGAUGAUGAACAACAGCCAAGAUUUCAGGAGCAGCGUGAACAGGAAGUUUCCAUCGGUGCUGGAAGUUUAUUACCAGUCCAACGAGUGGGCCGGCGUCUACGGGGUCCGAGAGAGAGACCACGAAGCCUGGUCGGCCAAACAGGAGUGACUCUGUGGGUCCUUUUAAAUCCACGACAUCAAACACACGGCAGCCGUUACUUCUUCCUCUUCUUGUUCCCGAGCGCUUUGCCUCCCGCCCUCGCUCGGCCGAACGACUUCUUCUUGUUGAACAUCGUCUUCUUCUUGCGCAGCGUCUUGGCGUCUCGGCCUUGGAUCCAGUCGUCACGUUGAGCCUCCCACUUCAGCUGCUUCACACCUGCAGGGACAAAGAGGCGGAGUCAGAGAGGACGAGAGGAGGAGUCAGAGAGGACGAGAGGAGGAGUCAGAGAGGACGAGAGGAGGACGAGACAAGGACACUUUAACCAACAACACCUCUGAGUUCAUGGAUCUGAAGCACAAUGACACAAUCACUGAGGUUCACUCACUGACACGGUUUAUAUAAAGUCCUGGUGGACAAACACUGGAAACCCUUCACUGUUAUCAUCUGUGUCUGUUUGAAGCUGAUUGUCAUCCUGACUCAUUUCCUCUCUCUGUGGAGGAAUCAUUAAACCAGCUGGUAUCCAGCAAACUCCCUAAACA
Notolabrus celidotus (New Zealand spotty) is the source of this 946-nucleotide messenger RNA. RefSeq names its product protein CEBPZOS-like. The record is from RefSeq and is a predicted model, not a curated record. NCBI's taxonomy places the organism in Eukaryota, Metazoa, Chordata, Actinopteri, Labriformes, Labridae. Bases 171 to 416 code for a protein of 81 amino acids. The transcript has 4 exons.